Danio aesculapii is the source of this 4113-nucleotide messenger RNA. RefSeq lists its product as uncharacterized. Gene Ontology annotation, molecular function: protein binding. NCBI's taxonomy places the organism in Eukaryota, Metazoa, Chordata, Actinopteri, Cypriniformes, Danionidae. Bases 171 to 2309 code for a protein of 712 amino acids. The transcript is spliced from 16 exons. The record is from RefSeq and is a predicted model, not a curated record.
UGCGCAAGUGUUCGGCUGCAUUUUACUUCACUCUAGGUUUCAUAUCUCUCUGUACAACUGAAGCAUCCGCAGAAUCCUGUACCUGCCAAGCAUUGUCAGAGAAAGAUCAGUGUAACAAAGAAGGUGUCCAUGAUUUGAGAUGCUUCAUAAAGUAUAAAAAAACUCAACCGAUGUCCAUUUGUGAAUGGAAGCAAGGAGGCAACAUUUCAACCUCAUACAAAUUCUACACUCAAAUUAGAAGUAAAUGCAGUUGUGGAUCUCCACACCAGAAAAAUGCAACUUGGACUUCCAAUGAAUUUCCUUUCAGUAUUAAGUAUAACAUCACAGCUCACGUGAUUGGAAAGAGGGAAAAUCUAAGCUGUAUCUACAAAAAUUUCAGUGGAAUACCAUCACAGAUGACACUAUGUGGGCCUCAUUCAAAUGUCACUUUUAAAAGAAGCUCAGGCCAUCUUACUCUUAUGGUUGAAUGGGGAGAUGAAAGUAAUAACAUCGAAAACUUCCACGUAAAGUACAGAGAGUUCAACUCUACAAAUUGGAAGGAGCAACUGUCUGGAAACAACAGAGAAUGUGUGUUGUGGAACACAACAUCUUCUCUGUCAUAUGAGUUGCAAAUACAGUGCAUUCCCACUGCAAAAUGUGCACAGUGUUCACUCAGUGAGAUCAUGAUGGUCCCACCGGAACUCACAGAUAUACCAUCGAUCCAGUGGGAGAUUCAAGACCAUAUUGCAGAUGGCCAUGAGGUCAAGACUAUAGCUGGACAGAGAAAAGUGGUUGUCAUGUGGAAGUAUCCGAACAGCGAGGCUGUGGCUUACUACAAUGUGACGGUGAGGAAAGAAUCGGGGGAAACCAGCAGUCAAACCAGCAGUUUCAAGGUUAAAAAUCCAUCUCUCAUCCUGAUCUUGUCUUAUUCUGCAUACAACAUCAGCAUCAGGGCUUUUAACAAUGCUGGAUCAUCUCCUGUUUCCAGUAUAAUCAUUGAACGAAUGGAUGAGUGGCAAGAUUCAUUUGGGCCAUUCAGUGUGAACAUUACGAGCAACAACAGUUUCAGCCUGUCUUGGAACAGCUCCGUCUCAAGUGUGUGUUACUCUGUGGAGUGGUGGGCCAAAGGACAGAUACCUGCUUUCCAGCCAUUCUACAUUAAGGGGAACCACAAAGAAAUAACUGCCAUAACCAAGAACACUUUUCAGCCCUAUACAAGAUAUUAUUUCUUCUUGCACACCAGACCAGACCAAGACACCUGCAACAUGAAGGUUGUGAACAACAGUGAGACAACCUAUGGCAGAACCCAAGCUUAUCUCACUGAAGGAAGUCCUAUUCGUGCUCCUGGGAAUGUGAGCAUUUUGAAUAUUACUCAGCAUUCGGCAGUGAUAACAUGGAGCCCUGUGUCCGAGGAAGACCUGUGUGGAUUCUUAAAAGGCUACUACAUCUAUUACUGGAACACAGAGGACAUAAGUGAAACAUCCAUCGAAGUGAAUCUCAGCAUAAACAGUCAUGAGCUGCUGAAUCUGGAAAGCAGCAGUGCAUAUAGAGUGGAGCUGUCUGCAUUUACAGUGGCAGGAGAAGGAGAACGCAGUGAUGUUAAGCACUUUGUCACAGAUCAGCCUGAUUUGACAGUUUUGAAUGGCAUUAUAGCUGCGAUCAUUGUGGGAAUACUAAUUCUUCUAAUAGCGGUUCAUGUCAGCUGUCGGAUUCUGCACCGAGCCAAGAAACUGCUCUGGCCUAGUAUACCAGAUCCAGAGAAGAGCAAUGCUGUUCAAAAAAUUGAAAUUACCUAUGAACUGAGUCUCCUGGAGCCGUUGACCAGACAAAGGUUAGAGGAAAGUGAGGGCUGUGAUCCCCGUACAGUGUGCUUCAUUGAGAACAAGGGUUAUGCAUUUUCAUUCAGAAGUCCUUCCCCUUCUCAAGCUGGUGUGAAGCUUCAUCUCAGUGAAGACGAGGACAGCCUUUCCACCAUGAGUGAGAUCGAACCUCCAGAUACACCAACACAAGUCCCCACCAGAGAAUCUGUUUCUACAGAGACCUUCCCUCUGGACUUCAGAAAAACAGACUGCACUUUUAGCAAUUCUGUUGACAAUGAAGUCAUAAGCUUAGAAAGUAAAGACCCUGGAGAGACCAUAACAGGUUCAGACUUCACUCCCGCAACUUCCAAAACGCCUGCUGUGGCUUUCAUGAGCGAUUACACCACCAUGGAGAUCUUCAAGCAGGUCACUAUGAAGGGUAUUCAGAGUCCAUCCAUUCAAACAGUAAAACCAAGUUUUGUUGCUGGACAUCAAGGACAGGAUUACAUUCGACAGUCUGUUUUGCAAUAAGUAAACAGUCUAGCAACCCUGAUGGAUGUAACGGAACUAAAGUUUUUAAUGCAGCUUCAGCCACAGUGAUUAUUUGACAAUCCCUCUGGGGUUAAGAGCCUCAUUUAUUGGCUCCAGAGCAGGGCCUUCAUUUUCCUGUUACAACUGAACUUUAGUUACUCAACAUCUCCCACAAUGGGAGAUAUAUGUUGAAUGUUCACAUUUGUUCACAAGUGUUAGUACUGACUACUGUUUUUUGCUUAGAUCAAUUUAUUUUCUGUGUUUUGAAACAUGUCAUUAUUCAACUUAAGGUGCAUUUUAAAUACUAAAGUAGGUUAACUAGUCAAGUUAGGAUAUUGAGGCAAGGUAUUUACCGACAGUGGUUUCUUAUGUCGACAAUCGGGGGAAAAAAUCUUCAGGAGCCUAAUAAUAUUAACCUUAAAAUUGUUUAAAAAUGUUAAAUCUGCUUUUAUUCCAAACAAACUAAAAGUAAUAAUACUUUUCUCUUUCAACAUUUCCUUGCUCUGUUAAACAGCAAUUGGGAAUAUACAGUUGAAGUCAGAAUUUUUCAGCCCCCUUUUGAUUUUUUAUUUAUUUUUUUUAAAUAUUUCCCAAAUGAUGUUUAACAGAGCAAUGAAAUUUUCACAGUAUGUCUAAUAAUAUUUUUUCUUCUGGAAAAAGUCUUAUUUGUGUGAUUUCGGCUAGAAUAAAAGGAGAAUUAAUUUUUUAAACACCAUUUUAAGGUCAAAAUUAAUAGUCCCUUUAAGCUAUUUUUUUUCCGAUAGUCUACGGAACAAACCAUCGUCAUACAUUAACUUGCCUAAUUACCCUAACCUGCCUAGUUAACCUAAUUAACCUAGUUAAGCCUUUAAUGUCACUUUAAGCUGUAUGGAAGUGUCUUGAAAAAUAUCUAGUCAAAUAUUAUUUACUGUCAUCAUGGCAAAGAUGAAAUAAAUCAGUUAUUAGAGAUAUUAAAAGUUAUUAAAAGUUAUUUAAAGAGUUAUUAAAACUAUUAUGUUUAGAAAUGUGUUGAAAAUAUUUAUCUUUGUUAAACAGAAAUUUGGGGAAAAAUAAACAGGAAGGCGAAUAAUUCAGGAGGGCUAAUAAUUCUGACUUCAACUGUAUAUAUUUAUACAACAGUUUUGUCUGGUUCUCGAAUAUGAUUGGCUGAUACCAGUGCAAUAUUUUGCAAUAUCAGAACUCGUACAGCCUCCUCAUGCUUGUGUAUUACUCCACCCACAUAGAGCGACAGCAGAUCAAUAAACUCACUACAGUUUGACAAAUAUUGCAGCUGUUGGACAACAUAAUGUACUUGAGGCUUUUUUAGGCGAGAAUGUAGUUAUGUAAAAGUUAUGUAACUACGCAGUUAUGUAAUUAUGCAGUUUAUUUAUAAGGAUAGUGCCAAUUUUAAAUAUAUAUAAUUUCUGAGAUACAGCACGUCAGCACAUCAGCCUGUCAUUGAGCAGAGCAAAGAUGGUUGACGUUGUCCAUCUACAAGAUGGCGACAGAGACCACAUAUAGUAAUUAGCUCUUAAAGAAAUUAAGUGUAUUUUCCAACUACAGCUGAUCAAAACAUUUUUAAACUGGUGAGUGACAUUCUAAAUCGAUCUCUCUCUUGUUUAUGUUGUAGUGCUGCAUUUAUACCAUUGUAAUAUAGUGUAUUGAGUUUAAGAUUGGACUCACAUAUCAGCAAUGUAUGUGUUUUGUGUUGGCCACUCUUUGUAUGACCCUACUGUGUUACCUUUUGGUUGGCCAUCUGUUUGUUUCUAAUGAACUCCUCUUUCCGUUACUGCAGACUAGUUCAGUAAAAAGAAAGAAAGAGGAA